AUGGCCCCCCCAUGCAUGCCUUCGGAGCGCCUCGAUGAUGCACAUGCACAAAUUGCUGCUCCUGUUCCCUUUGCUUCUCCAGCCUGCAUUGCACUACACACAUGUACUAGUAGCACUCGUCUUGUGAUAAUGUAUACCUCACCGUCUGCCUACACCUACACGUCUACACCUACACCUACACCUACACCUACACCUACACCUACACCUACACCUACACCUACACCUACACCUACACCUACACCUACACCUACACCUACACCUACACAUACCCCCCAUGAUACCUCACCGUGCAUGCUCACCGUCUACACCACCACCUCACCACCCCCCAGUGACGUCGCCGCACUCCAAUCAAAGCCGACAUGGGGCCUGGCAUGCCGUGAGCUAUAUUAG
Molecule: messenger RNA, 390 nt
Organism: Exserohilum turcica Et28A
Lineage: Eukaryota; Fungi; Ascomycota; Dothideomycetes; Pleosporales; Pleosporaceae
Exons: 1
Coding region: 1-390 (129 amino acids)
Source: RefSeq, a predicted model, not a curated record